GUUAAAACAGCAAAUGGUGCAUUUGUGGGUGUAUUUGCUAUCUCCACCCAACUGGCACAUGCAUCAGAGAGAAUCAAGUGCACCCAUCUCUCUCACACUCAAGCCUUCAGAAGCCUAUAAGGUAACUUAGCACAGCUGUGCUCAGAGUGAUCUCUACAGACAAAGAACCUCGGCUUCAAGCUUCCACAAAGACACCACUGGUAGGAAUUGGACAUUAUGCACAGUUUAAAUCAUUUCAUCUGCAUUCAGAAGACCAAAUUAGCCUUGGUGGUGAAAUUGGUUUUAUGUGUUUAGAAUGUAGUUUGUUUAUUUGUUCAUUCACUGUUAACUUAAAAAUAGAUUGGUAAUAUUUGGUAAACUGCUUAAUUAGCUCAUUGUGAUUUGUAAUUUAUUUUGGUUAAUUUGUUUGUAGGUUUUCAACCCGCUUGGUGACCUCUCUGUCUACUCUGACCACUCAAACAAAACCAUGGUGGUCUUGUAUUGUAAACUGAAGUAAUUUAAAGACAAAAGAAAAGAGAAAUAAAAAGAUGUCGCUGAGAUGAGUUGUUUCUGCGUCUCUUUGGAGGAAGAAAGCUUUUUCAAGUUUGGGCAAAAGCCGAGGUGGUUUGAAGAGGCCAAAAAACUUGACAGUUGAAAACCAGUUGGAAAUCAACUGAAGAUCAGAUGACAGUGAAGUCCUGAGAAAAGAGCUUCAACGAAUCAACUCAAGGAGGAACAUCAGGUCAUCUCAUCUAUACAAUCCACAAUGGCUGAAGAAAUGUUUGGAAAGUCAGUGAAACAAUUGAAGCUGGAUCGCACCAUGGCAAAGUCUUCCUUCACCAAGCAAGCAAACUUCCUGAGCAGAAAAGCUUCCAACAUGACAGAGAUGGAACUGCGAGAGGAGUUUAAAAAGCUAACUUCUGAUGCCAGACAUGUUCAGAAGGGGACUGCAUGCUGCCCUGGGAGACAUUAAAAAGAUGUAUAACUCUGUGUGGCUAGAGGACCUGGAGAGACAUCUACACAGGUUCCUCUGGAGAGACGGCUCAGAAGAGGAGAUCGGUGAGUUUGCCAUUACCAGAGUUAACAUUGGGGAUCGACCUGCUGGAUGUAUUGCCCAAGUAGCAAUGCGAGAGACGGCAAAACUGCCCAUGUUUGACAGCUGUAAAGAGGAGCGGAGGAUCCUGGAAGAAGACUGUUAUGUCGAUGACAUUUUAACAUCUGACAAUGACCCAGAACUUUUGCAUAAACACAUUAAGAAGGUGGAAGAGAUCUUACAAGCUGGGGGAUUCUGUUUGAAACCAUGGGUCCUAUCAGGUCAAAGUGGGAGGCAAAAAAUGUCCUUACCUAGCAGAGACAAAAUCCUUACACUCCCUAAUCAGUUGAAAGAGGAUGAUAAUAAGGCUUUGGGAGUGGGAUAUCUGGUGGAGGAGGAUAAAUUAUAUGUGAUGACAUCAAUUAACUUCUCAAAAAGGAGGAAAAAAAUGAAGAUGGGACAAAACCUAGAAGAAGGAGAAGUGAGAGUAAAUACUCCAAAUCCUCUCACUAGGAGAGAACUCCUUAGCCAAGUAGCUAGUCUUUUUGAUCCCAUUGGGCUAGUCACACCCACCAAACAAAAAGGAGCCAUUCUAGUGAGAAAGGCUUUUCAAGAAACCAGAACUGCAGGCAAAGCAGGUGAUACUUGGGAUCAACCACUUUCUGAUGGGCUAAGAAAUGAAGCCAUUGAAUUGUUCCAGGAGUAUGUUCGCCUGGGCCAAAUUAAAUUUCACAGGAGUUUAACACCAAUCAGUUGGAUUGGAAAGCCCAUUGGAAUAACUUUCUCUGAUGGGGGUGACAAAAGUUAUGGCGCAGUUCUAUACUUUAGAUGGGAGACAGAGCAAGGGAUCCAAGUGAGACUUGUAGAAUCCAAAGCAAAACUUACUCCACUUGACCAGAAAGGAGAACCUGUAAAAGCAGAAAUUUGUGGUGCUGUGUUUGCAGCUCGUCUGAGGAAGUAUGUUGGAAAGCACAGUAGGAUGGAAAUUGGAGGCUGGUACCAUCUUCUAGACAGCCAAACUGUGCUAGGAGCCAUUCAGCGUGACAGCUAUGGGUACCAAACUUUCUUUGCUAACAGAGUUGAUGAAAUACAGAAAACUGGGCCUGUCGCAGAUUGGUGGUGGAUUCCAGGUGAGCUCAAUGUUGCAGACAUUACAUCAAGAGGAGCAUGUCCUGAGCACCUCCAAGAGGACUCACAGUGGCAAAAUGGACCAAAAUUUUUGUUGCAACCUAUUGACCAAUGGCCGAAAAGAUCUGCCAAAGACAUUGUUAUAAGUGCAAAAGAAGGUGUUGAAAAACUCCAAAGAAAAGCUUUCUCAGCAGUAACAACUAGAGCACAGUCUAAGCAAACUAAAGAAAAAUUGUGUGAUGAGGAGGUGACAAAGAAUGCUCUAAAAGCUACAGAGUGUAAAGAAAAGGAUAGUGACCUCAAAAUCUCACCUCUUACAUUCAUUGCCAAGCAGUUAAUUCAAGAGAGAAGAUACAGCAGUCUUUCUAAACUAGUCAGAGUUAUUGCAUGGGUGAGAAGAGCUGUUGAAAACUGGAAACUCACUUUAGAAAGCCACCAUAGUGGCAGAAAAGUGAAAGUAAAAAUUUCAACAGACAUCAAACAAUCAACCAUCCAUCCCGGGCUUAGUGUUAAAGAGUGUGAGAAUGCACUGAGAGAGGUUUUUCUGGCUGCACAAGAGAAUACCUCAUUCCAUGACACAACUUUAAACAGACUAGUUGUGUUUAAAGAACAAGAUUCUGGACUUCAGGUAUGUGGGGGUCGUAUUCAAUCCUUUAAUGAAGACAGAAGAGCUGUUCCCAUUUUACCAUAUGACUCAUGGGUAUCCACAUUGGUUGCUCUUGAAGCUCAUGAAGUAAAUCAUGAAGGUAUUGCUGGAACAUUACUGCAGAUGAGGAAAAAAGCAUGGGUGGUGAGAGGCAGAAGAUUGGCUAAAAAAGUUGUGGAUAACUGUGUGACGUGCCGGAAAAUCAGGGCAAAAAGAUGUGAACAGAUAAUGGGUGAUCUUCCACCAGAACGAACACUGCCUGCCAGACCAUUUGAGUUUACUACUAUUGAUCUAUUUGGACCUUAUGAAGUGAGGGAUGAGGCCCGGAAAAGAGUUAAGCUGAAAGUGUGGGGCAUCAUCUUCUGUUGCAUGUCAUCUAGAGCUAUUCACACAGAUCUUGUAAGCGAUCAGUCAAGUGAAGGCUUUUUGUUAGCAUACCAAAGAUUUACAGCCUUAAGAGGACAUCCAAGGAAGUUAUGGUCAGAUGGCGGAAAAAACUUUAUUGGAGCUAAACCUGUCCUGGCUGAUCUUUAUCUGUUUUUGGACCAAUUAAACAAAGAGCAAAUUCAACAUAAAGCUUUGGAACAUGGAACUGAAUGGAGCUGGAAAAUACACCCUGCAGACUCCCCCCAUAGGAAUGGGGCAGCAGAAGCAGCUGUAAAGAUAGUCAAGCAAGCAUUGCACAAUCUAGGAUCAGAUGGAGUUUUCACAUGGAGUGAAUUUCAAACAUUCCUGUAUAUGGCAGCUAAUCUGGCUAAUGAAAGACCAAUAGAUGCAAGAACUCAGUCGAGAAGACUGCAUAAGCUACAUCACACCAAACUCUCUGCUGCUUGGAAGAACUGA
Poecilia latipinna (sailfin molly) is the source of this 3629-nucleotide messenger RNA. RefSeq lists its product as uncharacterized. The record is from RefSeq and is a predicted model, not a curated record. The transcript is spliced from 2 exons. The coding region runs from base 903 to 3629 and encodes 908 amino acids. Gene Ontology annotation, molecular function: nucleic acid binding. Lineage: Eukaryota; Metazoa; Chordata; Actinopteri; Cyprinodontiformes; Poeciliidae. Gene Ontology annotation, biological process: DNA integration.